AUGAAUCCUCUCCUUCACCACAGGUAGAAAAUUAUCUCAAAAGUGACCACAAAUCCUUGCUUGCUCUAGCUCUAGCAAUAAGUCGAGCCGAGGGUACAGGUCAGGUGUCAGCGAGUGAUUUGUCGACAGCAGGGGGUAAUUCUAUUGGCUAUGGCACUCACAGGAUGAUGAUGAUGCUAAUUGGCUAAUUGGGUGGGCCGGGGCGGGUCACAAGUAAUCCAAUAGAUGGACUCACCGAGCAUAUUUAUGGAGCAAGAAAAUCCUGUUGCAAAAAUAAGACACAAAUGAUAAUUAUACAGUGUAAUAAACUACAUAAGAAGUAGUGCUACUAUUGCAGUCAACUUACGCUUUCAGCUGUCCCGCUUCAAUAUACAAAUAAUUUAACAAAUAAACUCUGCCGUACACCCCGACCUCCAUGCUGAGUCAGUCUGAAAGAGCAGUUAAGACAAUCAAGAUAAUACUUUCAGUCUAAUCAAAGCAGACACAGAAAUUAGGGGUGAUGAUGUAAAUCUGUCAAAGUGAAGUGAGUUUGAUGUUCUGAUUACCGUGACGCCUCCUGUAGGGUGAUGGCUGUGGAUAUAAAGAUGGAGACUAUACAGAGAAAGGCCCAAAGGACUGGGACUGAGUUACAAGGGACUGGGUGGAAAAGUUUAAACCAGUGGAAAUGAAGGCAAAGUAAUGAGUGUGCAUGUUUGUGUCGGUCAGUAUGUAAAACAGGACGCAUUUAGUGCAUGAGACAAGGGAAAAGUCAAGCCCAGGACCGAAAAAGGCUAAAAAGAAGGAGAUUUUGGUUAGUUAGGAAAUAUGGGCAAAACGUUAAAUAUUUGGUUCAGUGAAACAAACCCAGGCUAGUGACAGAAGAAAGAAGUCAGUGAAAGGAAAUCAUACAAUAGCUCAUGUAGGACAGAAUGGAGGUCAUGCACAGCAAAGGCCGCCGGUAGUGAAGACGGUGUGAGGGGCGUAGGUGGGAUUGGAGGUUAGAGGGGAAUUAAACUGCCUGGACAGAUGGUAGUCGGGAAUUAGAUGUCAGUGGUCAACUAAACCCCUUUGAAAGGCCACUACUGAAAUAGCAAACAACCCACCUGAAGCCAUGUUAACAGGGUUUCCUAGAACAUGACUGAUAAUCUGUUGGUCAGAGUAUAAAAGUAAUGUUUGAGUUUUAAUGAUUCUGUAGCAUUCAAAUACUUUCCAAUUCCAUGGAAGGGUUUAUAACCACAAAGAUACACUGAAAUGCAUUGAACCCCUGUUGAUUGAUUAAUAUUGAGUUAUUACAUAAGACUACUGACUUCUUUGAUACACUGCCACAAGGCAUAACUCCUACUGUUUAUAAAUAAUUGAACAGAGGAAUGAACUCAACACUGACAUAUACUGUGGAUCUUUCUAGACGUCCAGUCCCAACAGAGAAAAGUAGGAUGCGGGGGUUCUUUUUAGUCAAAAGCUCAGCCACUUUAAAUCCCGCAUUAACAGAAUUAACCCUGGUGGAGUGUGUUUCCCCCUCCCCUCCUUAUCUCUCACCGUCUUACUGUCCAGACACACACUCAAUUCUCCAGUCAUCAUCUGUCCACACAACACACAGGGUUCUCUUUGGCCUCUACCAUCAACAGGAGAGGUCAAGCCAAGUUUAGGUGGCACAGGAGAAGAAAAACUCAGGUGGUGAGGUUGCCAGAACUGACACAUCACUAAGACACUGAGAGUCACUACCAUGGGAAAUACCACCAGCAGCGCAUUAUCUAAGGAGAUCCUGCAGGAUCUCAAGCUCAGCACCAAAUUCACUGAAACUGAGAUCUCGCAGUGGUACGAGAACUUUCAGACACAGUGCCCGACGGGACGCAUAUCGCCAGAGGAGUUUGAGCAGAUCUAUGCCCGUUUCUUCCCUGACAGCGAUGCCAAGAGCUACGCACGGCAUGUGUUUCGCUCCUUUGACACCAACGACGACGGCACUCUGGACUUCAAGGAGUACAUCAUCGCACUGCACAUGACCUCCACUGGGAAGACGACCCGAAAACUGGAGUGGGCAUUCUCACUGUUUGAUGUAGACAAGAACGGAUACAUCAACAAGACAGAAGUGACAGAGAUCUGCCAGGCCAUAUUUAAGCUGAUCCCCAAGGAGGACCAGUGCAGGCUAAAAGAGGAUGAGAACACACCCGAGAAGAGAGCCAACAAGCUGUGGUCUUACUUCGAAAAGAAAGACAACGAGCGACUGGCUGAAGGAGAGUUCAUCAAAGGAGUGAUUGAAAACGAGAAUGCAAUGCGUCUUAUCCACUAUGAACCGAUGAAAGAAUAAAGUCAUUCCUACUUCAUCCCCUCUCAUUAGACUCUUUUAAACUUCCCCUCCCAGUGUCAGAUGUUUCUUCUUUGAUUCACUCAACUCCUCAGUGUAAAUACUCUUUUCUGCAGUGUCUUGGUUGCAGCUAACUUCACAGUAAGUUUCAGUACAUGUUAUAUUGUUUUACUAAUGUUUUAAAUGAAUUUAUAUGAAAUAGAGGCUAAAAGAGGCAAAUUAGGGCGUAGUUUUUAAAACGUGUGUACAGCUAAAAAGCUGUUACGGUGACUAUUAUACAUACUAUAUAAUUAUAUAAAGAAUGUAUGAUAGAUAUUGUCCUAUUGUUAAUCUUUUAAAUGGUUCAAAUUAAAUUUUGGCUAUGGAUAAGUAUCAUACCUGAUUGUUAGCUCAUUACUUUGUUUUUUUUCCGGACCGGAAAUGUCUUAAUAGAGGUCGUAGUGUUGUCUAUUCACUGUACAAUCAAUUAAAGGUUUUCUCAUAAAUCUGUGCUUUGAAAAACAAUUUUUUGGUCUUUCCCAGAAAACAAUAAAUUCUCAUAUGACCUAGAAACAUACUGUUUAACAUAAUGCUUUAGGUCUUAACUUUUCUAUUAUGUUUAUCCCAGACAGUAAAUCCAUGAGU
Messenger RNA from Sebastes umbrosus (honeycomb rockfish), 2905 nucleotides. It is a transcript of the gene rcvrn2, whose product is annotated as recoverin 2. The transcript has 4 exons. The record is from RefSeq and is a predicted model, not a curated record. Gene Ontology annotation, molecular function: calcium ion binding. Bases 1703 to 2284 code for a protein of 193 amino acids. Lineage: Eukaryota; Metazoa; Chordata; Actinopteri; Perciformes; Sebastidae.